Messenger RNA from Mobula hypostoma (lesser devil ray), 796 nucleotides. It is a transcript of the gene ntn4, whose product is annotated as netrin 4. The coding region runs from base 179 to 781 and encodes 200 amino acids. Gene Ontology annotation, biological process: substrate adhesion-dependent cell spreading; cell migration; basement membrane assembly. The transcript is spliced from 2 exons. The record is from RefSeq and is a predicted model, not a curated record. Gene Ontology annotation, cellular component: laminin trimer. Lineage: Eukaryota; Metazoa; Chordata; Chondrichthyes; Myliobatiformes; Myliobatidae.
GAGAGGGAGGGGGAGCCAGGGAGAGGGAGGGAGGAAGGGAUCGUUCUGUUGUCUGGAGCACGAAGCGGGGAACGGGAGGAAGACGGCGAGACCCGAGCGGCCCGGCUCCCGGGCUGCGGAGGAUGCUGGAUUGAAUCUGAGCCACCGACUGUCCGUGACUACAGCGCUGGCCCCGAGGAUGAACCGGCUGUGGUUGGCCGUCUCCGUGCUCCUGUCCCUGGGCUGCGAGCGUGCGACCGCCGGAUCACCUGGGGUGAGGCAGCACUGUGACUCCGGGGCCUGUAACCCCCGACUGGGCAACUUGGUAACAGCCAGACAGCUGAAGACCACCUCCACCUGCGGCGUCCGCUCCGCCGAGCUCUUCUGCUCCUACCCGAACCGGGGCUGCAAGGCCGAGGCCGAAUGCGACAAGUGUGUCUCGGGCGGGAGCCCCCGUCACUCCCAUCCGCCCUCCGCCAUGACCGACUCCUCGUUCCGCUUCCCCGCUACCUGGUGGCAGUCGUCCCAGGGCAGCCACAGGGAAACCAUCCAGUUAGACCUAGAGACACACUUCUACUUCACGCACCUCAUCAUGAUCUUCAAGUCCCCCAGGCCAGCUGCAAUGGUCCUGGAGAGAUCCCAAGACUUCGGUUUGACUUGGAAACCAUACAAGUAUUUUGCCCAGAACUGUAGUGACACCUUUGGACUGCCUGACGACGUCCAUUGGCCGGGGGCAAUUUGUACGUCCAGAUAUUCCAGUCCAUUCCCUUGUACCCGAGGAGAGGUAAGACCAUUACCGUAAUUAUCAUUGAUACAG